Harmonia axyridis is the source of this 1832-nucleotide messenger RNA. It is a transcript of the gene Gsc, whose product is annotated as homeobox protein goosecoid. Gene Ontology annotation, molecular function: DNA-binding transcription factor activity, RNA polymerase II-specific; RNA polymerase II transcription regulatory region sequence-specific DNA binding. The transcript is spliced from 3 exons. Bases 494 to 1234 code for a protein of 246 amino acids. The record is from RefSeq and is a predicted model, not a curated record. NCBI's taxonomy places the organism in Eukaryota, Metazoa, Arthropoda, Insecta, Coleoptera, Coccinellidae. Gene Ontology annotation, biological process: regulation of transcription by RNA polymerase II.
CAUUUCCCCCCUUUGCCCUUUCAUUAUCGAAAACAACAAACCAAGAAGAACAGAGCAAGAAUCUAUCCCACAAACGGCUGUCUACUCUCCCCACCGUCCCCAUACACAAUCGAAAACCCCUCAAUUCCCCUAUCGCGAUCAGAUUUCCUCCGUGACAGCUCUAUUUAGCAGUAUUUGUACCGUUUAACUCCCGAAAUCCGCCCUUGUUCAAGUUCACGACGUCCGCACGAUGAACGGACUGGUGGGGAGACCCUCUGCUCGCCCUCCGGCCAAUCGCGAAGCCGAGGGGCGUGGCUCCGCGUUCCACCGCUCCAGUACAACGGUCGAGGCGAUAUUGUUGAUCUAUCUGCUCGUGUGAUCGUCGGUAUGGUGAGAGUGUGCUAGCGCGUUCGCCCGAGUGACUUUAGAAACGGCGAAACUGGCUACGGUCAAGCGGGAGAGUGACCAGGACUGGGACGAGACCAGCGGUAGGGAGUUCGGGGAGGACUUUAAGAUGGUGGAGACGACGACUCGUCAACCUGGUGUGUCCAGAGGCGGCGGGAAUUUUUUUGGUGGCUCCGGACACGGGUUUAUGGGUGGUAUGUUUUUGGGUGAUGACUUUCGGCCGGCGUUCAAGAAUGGGAUGACAGAGGCGGCGACUGCUGGGGGUAGUGGAGGUUCGUUGUUUACUAUAGACAGUAUUUUGGCGCCGACUAGGCCGAAGCCGGCGGCUGUUUCAUCGCAACAGCAGAGGCCGGUGUUCCAGCAUCCUGGGUUCAAUUUGGGGCAUAUUGGAGGGUUUGGUGCUGCUUCGGCGGAUUUCUUAGCUAUGGCAUACCCUGGAUUGUAUCCAGGAUACGUCCACGCUUUAGCUGCAGCCUCCCAAGCAGCUUCUUUGGCUAACGUGGGACACCAUCACAACCCUCAUCAACCUCCCAAGAGGAAAAGGAGACAUCGGACAAUUUUUAGUGAAGAACAGUUGGAACAACUCGAGGCCACUUUUGAGCAAACACAUUAUCCUGAUGUGGUCCUUAGGGAACAGCUCGCUUUGAAGGUUGACUUGAAGGAGGAGAGAGUAGAGGUGUGGUUCAAAAACAGGAGAGCAAAAUGGCGGAAACAGAAGAGAGAAGAACAGGAACGUCUCAGAAAACUCCAAGAAGAAGACUUGUGCAGGGCCGAUCAGAUAAAGUUCGAGCAUCAAUCUCAAGCUUCUCAUUUCAGCGGAGAUGAUUCUUCAGAUUUGGAGGUAGCCUGAGUAUCCCUCUUCCAAAUCCGCCAUCAAAGUGAUCUAGUCAAGAAUGGUACAGAUUGAAUAUCAAUGACCUUAUUCCUAUCUGAAAAAUAUCCAAGUACACAUCUGACCCAUUAUCCUGCUUGAUAUGAAUGUGUACUAAGAUUUUUUUUUCUUUCUCGAAAUCCAAGAGUUUCUGUUUUCCCUCUGUAUUCAGAUGUACCCUGUAAAUAUAUCGAGAUUUGUAUGAAUCUAGGUAAUCUAACCACCUUUGUGUAUAUUGAUAGUUUAUUAUGUCCAUUAUUGUUGUCUCUUACAUUUAUUCGAUGUAAAUUAUUCAUUUCACGUGAAAACACUUGUAAUAUAGCUCUUUAUGCAUGUGUAAAUAUAGUUUUACGGAACUCUGUACUGAAUUGUAUCUAAACUGGAAGAAAUUCUUCUGUAACAAGUGAAUGGAUGACAGUAUAGUACAUUUUGUGUUCGAUUAUGUACAUAUUGAUAGGUGUUUGAGGUAUUACAUUAUGGCGUUUGCUAUAUUGUCUAUGCCCUUCUCAAUCGUUCUACUAUAUUAUGUAAUUUAUUUGUUUAAACUUGUUUGUUGAGUAAAUAUCAUGAUUUUUAA